Molecule: messenger RNA, 1480 nt
Organism: Pristis pectinata (smalltooth sawfish)
Lineage: Eukaryota; Metazoa; Chordata; Chondrichthyes; Rhinopristiformes; Pristidae
Product: creatine kinase M-type-like
Biological process (GO): phosphocreatine biosynthetic process
Molecular function (GO): creatine kinase activity
Source: RefSeq, a predicted model, not a curated record
CGGGUCGCGGUAUAAAAGGAACUUACGCGGCGCAGAACAGCCCGGGUCACCCACACCAGCGGUAGUUCGAACAGCGAGCCAGGACCAGCUGCAGAACCAGUUAACCUUGCCACAGUUUGCCAAUCUGCAACCAUGCCUUUUGGAAAUACUCACAACAAAUGGAAGCUGAACUACUCAGCAGAGGAAGAAUUCCCCGAUCUCAAGCAUCACAACAACCACAUGGCCAAGGCUUUGACCCUGGACGUCUACAAACAACUUCGGGACAAGGAAACCCCAAGUGGCUUCACGCUUGAUGAUGUCAUCCAGACUGGCGUGGACAACCCAGGUCAUCCCUUCAUCAUGACCGUGGGCUGUGUUGCUGGUGAUGAGGAGUCCUAUGAGGUCUUCAAGGCGCUGUUCGAUCCUGUCAUUGAGGACCGCCACGGUGGCUACAAACCAACUGACAAGCACAAGACUGACCUGAACAAUGAGAAUCUGAAGGGUGGAGAUGACCUCGACUCCAACUACGUCCUGAGUAGCCGUGUCCGCACUGGCCGCAGUAUCAAGGGCAUCGCGCUGCCGCCUCACUGCAGCCGUGGGGAGCGACGCCUCGUCGAGAAGCUCUGCAUCGAGGGUCUUGCCACCUUGACUGGUGAGUUCCAGGGCAAAUAUUACCCCCUCUCCACCAUGUCUGACGCAGAGCAGCAGCAGCUGAUCGAUGACCACUUCCUGUUGACCAAGCCCGGUCUCUCCCCUGCUGCGCCCUCUGGUAUGGCUCGGGACUGGCCUGACGGCAGGGGCAUUUGGCAUAACAAUGACAAGACAUUCUUGGUCUGGGUCAAUGAAGAGGACCACCUCCGUGUCAUCUCCAUGCAGAAAGGCGGCAACAUGAAGGAGGUCUUCAGACGCUUCUGCGUUGGUCUGAAGAAGGUGGACGAGGAAAUUUUCAUAAAGGCUGGCCGUUGGCUCAUGUGGAACGAGCAUCUCGGAUGUCUGACCUGCCCCAUCCAACUUGGCACCGGACUCCGUGGUGGCGUCCACGUGAAGAUCCCCAACUUGUGCAAGCACGAGAAAUUCGACGAGGUCCUCAAGAGAACAAGGCUGCAGAAGCGUGGCACAGGUGGAGUUGACACUGCGGCCGUGGGCAGUGUGUACGACAUCUCCAACGCUGACCGUCUGGGCUUCUCAGAGGUGGAGCAGGUCCAGAUGGUGGUGGAUGGCGUUAAGCUGAUGAUCGAGAUGGAGAAGAGGCUGGAGAAGGGAAAGAGCAUCGACGACCUGAUGCCAGCCCAGAAGUAGACCAGAGGUGGAUUGGAGAGCCGCCGCGCUGAGCUGCCUUGGAAUAUCACAGGUUGCGAACUUUGAACUUUGGAGUUUCUCGCUCCAAUCUUUCCUCGGCCACAGCUCUCGUGCCUCGCGUGAGGAUUCCAUCUCGGAGGAAGCGGAAGAUUGGUUUCAUCACGUUAGAUUACUAGACACCUUCUAACCUUGAUGGCACAUU